AGCUUGUGGUCGUUUCAAAAGAGGAUUUGAUAAAACUUAAAAAAAACCCAAAGCUUUAGGGAUUUGAAGAAGAUAAGAAGCAGCGACACACAAUGCUUCAACUCUGCUCCACGUUCCGUCCUCAACUUCUUCUUCCUCCCCGUCAGUUCCGAUUCACAGAUGGUGUUUUGAUUCGACAAAUGAACUUUGGUGCAAGCAAUUCAGUGAGUAUCAGACCAGUGAUACGUUGUCAGAGAGCUAGCGGAGGUAGAGGUGGAGCUAACAGAAGCAAACCCGCGAAGCCGCCUGUUAAAGAAGGGAGCAACAAAACAGUAAUCGAAGGUUUGGUUACAGAAUCACUACCUAAUGGGAUGUUUCGAGUUGAUUUGGAGAAUGGGGACAACAUUCUUGGUUAUAUCUGUGGUAAGAUUAGGAAGAACUUCAUACGGAUACUCCCCGGGGAUAAAGUGAAAGUCGAAAUGAGUGUUUAUGAUUCAACUAAAGGUCGUAUCAUUUUCAGAAUGAGCAGUAGAGACUAAAGUAAAGAACCCAUCACUCUUUAAGUGUGUUUUGUGUUCCUGUCAAUUCUUAUUUUUCUAAGUUUAGGCAAGUUUGGUGGGUAAAAGAAUCAUGUAAUCGUACAGCAGGGUUUUUACAUCGUCGUUAUUCAGGUUUUUAAGCGUGUUAUGUUCUUCUUCUCCUAUAUUCGUAAAGCUUGAACAUACAUCUUGGCCUGUCUUUUUUAAUGGACUACUUACUAUGCACCGUGAUUAGUGUUUUGUUUUCGUCGGUACUGCGAGUCUGAAUGUCCAAGUUCUUUAGUU
Molecule: messenger RNA, 803 nt
Organism: Camelina sativa (false flax)
Lineage: Eukaryota; Viridiplantae; Streptophyta; Magnoliopsida; Brassicales; Brassicaceae
Product: translation initiation factor IF-1, chloroplastic
Biological process (GO): translational initiation
Cellular component (GO): cytosol
Molecular function (GO): translation initiation factor activity; RNA binding; ribosome binding
Source: RefSeq, a predicted model, not a curated record